UGAUGGUGAGCUUUCCACUAGACGAUGAGCCAGAUGUAUCUCUGGUUGCAUGGACAACAACUCCUUGGACUCUCCCAAGUAACCUUGCUCUCUGUCUCAACCCAUCUCUCGACUACGUCAAAGUCACAGACAGGGCAACAGGAAAAGUCUAUGUGCUGAUGGAGGCCCGAUUGGAAGCUCUGUACAAGGACCCAGAUGAGUAUGAGAUUCUGAAGCGUUUCAAAGCCAGUGCUCUCAAGGACAAGACAUACAAACCCCUCUUCCCAUAUUAUGAACAUUUGAAGAAGAGAGGAGCAUUUCGUGUCCUGAUAGAUGACUAUGUGACUGAGGAGUCUGGAACUGGUGUGGUGCACCAGGCACCAUAUUUUGGUGAAGAUGACUACCAAGUUGCACUACGAGAGGGUGUGAUUACUGUUGAUAUGGACAUGGUGUGUCCAGUGGAUGACUCUGGUCGAUUCACUCACCCAGUCACAGACUUUGAGGGUCAGUAUGUGAAAGAUGCUGAUAAGGGCAUUAUUGCAUGGCUGAAGACACAUGGACGGCUGGUCCAUGUCAGUCAGGUCAAACACAGCUAUCCAUUCUGCUGGAGAUCUGAGACCCCACUCAUCUAUAGGGCGGUGCCAUCCUGGUUCAUCCGUGUUGCACCAAUGGUCAAUACCCUCCUCCAGACCAACCAGGAGACCUAUUGGGUUCCAGAUUUUGUCAAAGAGAAGAGAUUUGGGAACUGGUUGCGUGAUGCAAGGGAUUGGGCAGUCAGUCGGAAUCGCUACUGGGGAACACCCAUCCCUAUCUGGAUGUCUGAUGAUGGCCAGGAGGUCAUCUGUAUUGGGAGCAUUGCUGAACUCGAACAGCUCACUGGUCAGAAGAUUGCUGAUCUCCACCGGGAAAAUGUGGACAAUUUAACAAUCCCAUCUUCACGCCCAGGACAUCCACCAUUAAGGAGAAUAUCUGAGGUUUUUGACUGUUGGUUUGAGAGUGGUUCUAUGCCCUAUGCUCAAAGUCACUAUCCAUUCGAGAAGCAAAAGGAGUUUGAAGAUUCCUUCCCCGCUGACUUCAUUGCUGAAGGACUGGAUCAGACUCGGGGGUGGUUUUACACACUACUGGUGAUCUCCACACUGUUGUUUGGAAAACCUCCCUUCAAGAAUCUGAUCGUGAAUGGCCUUGUCCUGGCAGCUGAUGGUCAAAAGAUGAGCAAGAGCAAGAAGAAUUUUCCUGAUCCCAUGGUGGUUGUUCAUAAGUAUGGAGCUGAUGCCCUUCGGCUAUACCUCAUCAAUUCCCCUGUAGUCCGUGCUGAGAGCCUGCGCUUCAAAGAGGAUGGCGUGAGAGAUGUCCUGAAGGAUGUCUUUCUUCCUUGGUACAAUGCUUUCCGAUUCCUCAUGCAAAACAUCAAGCGACUGGAACAGGAAGAAGGGAAGAAAUUUGAGUGCCGAGAGCUGGAGCUCCAUGCAUCAACAAACCCUAUGGAUCAUUGGAUCCUGAGUUUCACUCAAUCCCUCCUUGCCUUUUUUCACAAAGAGAUGGGAGCAUAUUGUCUUUACACUGUGGUUCCUCAGUUGGUCAAGUUUGUUGACAAUCUCACGAACUGGUAUGUCCGGAUGAAUCGACGUCGCCUCAAGGGGGAGAUGGGGUUGGAGGACUGUCAUCAUGCAUUGCGGACCCUCUAUAGUGUUCUUUACUCCAUGGUCCGAGUCAUGGCUCCUUUCACACCCUUCUUGACUGAAACCAUGUACCAAGCAAUGCGUCAAUACCUUGAUGAAUCUUUAGCUAGUGUUCACUAUCUCAUGAUCCCCAAGCCCAGAGAGUCAUUGAUCAACAUAGAGACUGAAUGGGCUGUAAGCUGCAUGCAGAGAGUGAUUGAGCUGGGUCGAGUCAUCCGAGAUCGCAAGACACUUCCUGUCAAGUAUCCUCUGCCAGAAGUGGUGGUGAUCCACAGGGAUCAACGUUGUCUGGAUGCCAUCAGCAAUCUUGAAAUGUAUGUCAAAGCUGAAUUGAAUGUCAAGAGACUCACAACAUCCACAGACAAGGAGAAGUAUGGAGUGCAUCUCAGGGCAGAACCGGAUCACAAGGUUCUGGGUCAAAGGCUCAAGUCUGCCUUCAAGGCCAUUGUUGCAGACAUCAAGGAACUGGGAGAUGAUGUCCUCCAAGAGUUCCUGCAGACAGGGAAACUUAUCCUUCAAGGCCAAGAACUAGGCCAUGAAGACCUUCGCAUCAUGUAUGCAUUUGAUAAUGUCAAGGCUGGAGCAGGGAAGUAUGAAGCUCAUGCUGACAGCGAGAUGUUGGUGUUGCUGGAUGUGAGCCCAGACCAAUCAAUGAUGGAAGAAGGGAUUGCAAGGGAGGUGAUAAAUCGCAUCCAGAAACUGCGGAAGAAGGGCAAGCUGAUGCCAUCAGACAUGGUGACGGUAUUCUAUGCGGUCACACCCUCCAACAGCGACCUUCAUAAGAUCAUACCAGCAUAUCUGGACGUGAUAGAGUCCACAACCAAAGGACCAGUGAGACCAAUGGCAUCAAAGAAGGGCAAUGAAAAACUGAAGGGAAGUGAAUUGGAGCUGGUGAUCACCCAAGGGUUGACUUCAGAUUCCUUGUCAGGUGGAAAGGCUGAAGCUGCCAUGCCUUACACAAGAUAUGUGAUGCUGGAAAGCCUAGAGGAUGGAAGGAAAGGAAUGAUCCUUCUGGAGAACCCACUUGGAUCACCUAUCAUCUCCUAUUUUGAUCUAAUGCAUGCAGUCAGAGAGGUGUUUGGUUUGCAGAAACGACCUUUCCACGUUUAUCCUUCUUUAGACAGUCAGCAGGAGUUGCAACCAAAUGAUGUCAGUGAAUCCUUAUCAGGACAAACCCUGUAUGUGGAGAAAGUUGGAUUGAAGCAUCACAAGAGAUCGCUCAGUAAUGAAGCCUCUCCUCCAUGCCGGUAUGUAAAUGUGGAACACAAAGGGCAGAAAGGGACGUUAUUGUUGGAAAACCCACAAGAAGAGAUGCUUUGGAGCCCUCAGCAGCUGAAGAUGUACGUGUCCAUGUUGUUCCUCAUCCCACCAGAGAAACUGCAAUUUGGUCCUCUCCCUAACAAGGAAAACAUAUUUCAACUCCAUCAAAAGACCAUUCAUGUCCAAUGACAUCUGAGUCUCAUCAAGAAGAUAGAAUAAAUAUUCUCUCCAGAG
Messenger RNA from Darwinula stevensoni, 3152 nucleotides. NCBI's taxonomy places the organism in Eukaryota, Metazoa, Arthropoda, Ostracoda, Podocopida, Darwinulidae. The record is from the annotation of a GenBank genome assembly.